UUUUGUGAGUCGACGGAGGCGCAUCAGUGAAUCAGUGCGCAGACCAUUACGCGACUAACAACACGUUGUUUUUGUAUUUGUGGAUAUUAAUACCGUAUUCUGUCGGUGCGGAGGACGUCUACACACACGGACAAGUGACCCACAGAGUGACCCGAGCGCUGUCGCUUUAAAGCGAACACCUCCCCCUCCCCCCAAUAUCUGAGCCCCCCAGUCACCCUGAUAACAUGGACGGAUUCUACGACCAGCAAGUCCCAUUUAUGGUCCCACCCAGUCAGCACAAGUCUCACGUGGAGGAACCAUCUCACAACAGGCCUCUGAACGACAGGAAAAGGAAGUUUGUGGACACAGAACUCGCCCAGGACACGGAAGAACUCUUCCAGGACCUCAGUCAGCUGCAGGAGAUCUGGAUCGCAGAAGCCCAGGUGCCUGAUGACGAACAGUUUGUCCCAGAUUUCCAGUCGGAUAGCUUGAUGUUUCAUGGCCCGCCGCCAGCCAAGAUCAAACGAGAGCUGACUCCCUCCAAAGAGUUUUCGCCCUGUCGCCAGGACAGGAGUCCCAUGCCCUACGGAGAGAAGUGCCUUUACAGCUACAGUGCCUGUGACAGGAAGCCCACUCCCGGGUUCAAGCCAUUAACUCCCCCCUCGACGCCCGUCUCUCCUUGCGGCCCCACCAGCACAGCAGGGACGCACCCACUGAGUGAGCAGACCCCCCCUCCUCACCCCCAUGUAGCCAACCCGACCCCAGGGCCACGUCCAGUGCACAUACAGCAGCCUAUCACGGCGAGCACAGGCUCUCCCAACCAGCAAGCACUCCCAGUCCACAGCCACAGCCCGCCCUUCGCCGUGCCGUGUGCACCAAUCAACCAGGAUGCCAACAGCUUCACACCUGAGCACAGGUUCCAGCGGCAGAUGUCAGAGCCAUGUCUACCUUUCCCCCCGUCAGAGAGUCAAGGGCGCCCCCAGUUCAUGCCCCAGCCUCCCAGCAGCAACAACAGCCUGCCACGUGACGGCCGGCCACCGUACCACCGCCAGAUGUCAGAGCCAUUGGUAGCCGUGCCACCCCAGGGGUUCAAGCAAGAACUCAUCGACCCACGAUACACAGAGCAGGGCGUACCCACCAUGGGCCCCCCAGGUCCACCCCAGGGCCCCCCGCGUCAGGCCGCCUUCCACCCCAUGGCCAUCAAGCAGGAGCCUCGUGACUUCUGCUUCGAUUCUGAAGUGCCUAACUGUCAGUCAUCGUUUGGGAGAGCGGGGAGCUUCUACCAAAAUAACCAUGAAAGUUUCUCCUUCGACAGAGAUCCUCAGCUGUACUUUGACGACACCUGUGUGGUCCCUGAAAGAUUAGAGGGUAAAAUCAAACAGGAGCCUGUUUAUCGGGACGGACCUCCCUACCAGCGCCGCGGCUCCCUGCAGCUCUGGCAGUUCUUGGUCACAUUACUGGAUGACCCAGCCAACGGCCACUUCAUCGCCUGGACUGGUCGCGGCAUGGAGUUCAAACUCAUUGAGCCUGAGGAGGUGGCUCGUCGCUGGGGCAUUCAGAAGAACAGACCGGCCAUGAACUACGACAAGCUGAGCCGCUCGCUGCGUUACUACUACGAGAAGGGCAUCAUGCAGAAGGUAAAGGUGGCUGGUGAGAGGUACGUGUACAAGUUUGUGUGCGACCCCGAGGCUCUCUUCUCCAUGGCCUUCCCCGACAACCAGAGGCCCAACCUGAAGGUCGACCCCGACAGCCUGCCGGGGCUGGACGACGACACCGUGCCCCUCACCCACUACGAGGAAAACGCUCCCUACCUGCUGGACGGUGGGGAGCAGUGCGUGGCAGGCUUGCCCUUCCCGGACGGCUACGGCUACUAAACGAGCAGCGGAGUCCUGAUGCACAACAUACACGUACACGCAGACACUCCCAAAAAGUUCUCGACGCCCCACUCUUAAAAUCCAGAGCUGGAACUGCUGAGCUGCUUGGAAAGGAAAAAAACCCUCGCGCUCUGCUCCUUCGUGGUUUCCUCUCCUGCUCCCUGGAAAACCUUCAUAAAACUCUGUAAAGCUCCCAAGCUAAGAAUGAAUGAGGGAAAAAAUGCCUGCGACAGCUCUUCUACCGCGCCAUCAUAUGAGAGAGAGGGUUGUGAAACCAGCGAGGGUGAACUGGACUGCAAGGGGCUGCUGUUGCUAUGGAGACCAAAUGAAAGCGAGGCCACACGCCGCCAACUUUAAAAGAACUGACACAACCCCCCGUUUGUACGAGACUGCAAGAGUUGUUGCAUUUCUGAUUUUGUGACAAUCUGCUUUUCUUAAAAAACAAUCAAGUAACCAACUGAGUCAAAACAAAUCUGAAGAGAUAUUCGCAAUGCAGCACUAUUCUAUAGUUGCCUUUUGGGUCCCCCCAUUUUCAUGUCACCACAUCUGAACUACGAGAUCCGUGAAAGGGCUUUAAUUUGCAAAAACGGAUUGACAAAAAAACAACACACGACAUAUUCUAAACCCACAGAUCAGUUUGUUUUCUGUAGAUAGAAGUACACUUUUCUUUUGUUUAAAUAUGCCAGCUGUUUUACAGUUUUGUUGACUUUAGAGACCCAGAACUCUCAGGUUUCUGGGGCGUUGCUGUAUUUCAGGCUAGUCGGUCGGGCUGCUCUCUCGUGUAAAUGUUCCGUUCUUUAAUCGUCGUAAGAGAUUGUAUCUGCUUCCCUUUAGAGACUGCACCCCACAGUAGGAGCCCACAGUCUAUACAGUACCCUCCUCUCAUGUCUGUUCAUCACUGCUGGGUCCUUUUAUCGCUACAAGUUCAGAGAUGGUCAGCACUCCCAUCUCCUCCAUUUCAAAAGGGAUACAUCCGUACAUAUUUUCCCCAGAGGCGCUGAUACUUCAUAAAAGUUAUUCUGUAUGAUAAAUGGUCACAUUGCUCCUCCUUUUUGUAUUUCUGUCUGGGUGCUUAAUGUUUCCUUGGCAGUGUACUAGUUCCUCUGAUGCACCAGUAUGGCAGGAGCAUCAGGAUGUUGCAUGCAAAAAAAAAACAAAAGGUGAAAUUUGGACACCUUCUCUUUGACACCUCUCUGCCAGUCACAAGUUGUCAACUGGAGGCUUCUCUUUGCAUGGUGUAAUCAGUCCAGACUGUGUGUCCACUAACAUAUCGCUUUACUGUCUUUGGACAAAGAAGAUAUUUGUGAUAUUCUCUGCAUUUUUUUUGUGUUCAUUAUCUAUGUUUCUGAAUGGGGGGCGAAGACAAACGUAUAUAAAGUAUAUAUUUUUGCUAUAAGGCUGCAUUUGUUUUGAUUUUAAUGUAUAAGCUGUAUAGUUCUGGCUCUAAUAGACAUGUACCUUUUUAAAAACCAAUCUCAAACCCUCUUGAUGCUACUACUGCAGACUGUUUGUUUAAGAGGCCUCUGGAGAAUGGAUGAGAAGAUGUUAUUAUCUUGCCUGUAAAGUGUGUGUGAGUGUGUGUGCAAAGGCCGGAGUUCCACCAAAGGCCACGGUGAAGACACACAUUAUAUUAUGGGAUCCAGCCCGGGCACAGGGAUUGUCUGCACUUGUAUAGGCUUCAGUCUCCCCCCACCCCCCCUCACAAUGUGUUUCUUACACGGCUGAGUUUAUGAUAAUCUGUACUGGGUACAAUAAACGGUCCUUUAUGCUUCA
Epinephelus fuscoguttatus (brown-marbled grouper) is the source of this 3626-nucleotide messenger RNA. It is a transcript of the gene etv5a, whose product is annotated as ETS variant transcription factor 5a. Gene Ontology annotation, biological process: regulation of transcription by RNA polymerase II; cell differentiation. The transcript is spliced from 13 exons. Gene Ontology annotation, cellular component: nucleus. NCBI's taxonomy places the organism in Eukaryota, Metazoa, Chordata, Actinopteri, Perciformes, Serranidae. Bases 225 to 1853 code for a protein of 542 amino acids. Gene Ontology annotation, molecular function: sequence-specific DNA binding; DNA-binding transcription factor activity, RNA polymerase II-specific. The record is from RefSeq and is a predicted model, not a curated record.